AUGACAUCCAGAUCACGGUCUCUCGAUCCAUCUGCUCCUCAAUACAUCGACAGUCGAGUCGAAGAUCCGGUGCUCAUCCCAUCAACGCACGAUUUAUUCUCGAGAUCAAUCACUGCUGCAUCGAAUUACGAACAGUUUUCCCGAACACCAUCAACUACUAUAGAACCUCACGUUAUUAGAAAUCGCGGCUUGCCCGAUACUAACAUUACCGAUUCAGUUCAAUCACGAAGAGAUAGAAACAUCCUACGUGAUCCAGUCGGACAAAAUAUACCGAGAUCAAUCACUCAUGAUAACUAUAAUUUCACUAAGCAAUCAACUCGUACAUCGACACAUCCUGUACCUAAUCAAUAUAAUACACCAGUAGAGACAAAUAAGCUGCAAUCCAACUAUGAAAAUACACAUUUACCUAGGAGGAAUCAAUUACAAACAACAAAUAUAGAACCGCUCAAGAAACAACAACCACCACAAAAAGCACCAAAACCCGUCGAAGAUGUUCAGCCAACAAGUGGAUAUUGGAAAACAGGAACCUUAUUCAAUAGUAAAGGAAUCGUUGCUAUCGGACCAAUUGUCUACGAUGAAGAUUCUUAUGCAGGUCCUUUUGGGUUAAAUCGUGUGGGUACAUAUAUAUUUUACAUUGGCAUGGGUGUCUUCACACUUUUAGCAGGUGUCUUUUUAUUGAUGACUGCUGUUUUCUAUAGUCAAAAAUAUCCCGAUCCAAACACGAACGCCGGUACAUUAGCUGGUGUGGUUGUUUGUGCGUUUGCAUUCUAUCUCGGUUUUCAACUAAUCCUAAUCGGUUUGUACACACAAAAAUAUCGACAAGAGCAUCCGAAAAAGCGAAUUCCACAUAAAAAACCGCGAUUGGUCUAUACACCAUUUGGGUACUACUUGUAUCCACAAUAUUUCGCAGAUGUUAAUGAACAACUGCAUAUGCAAGGAUACGGAUUGUCCAAUAAUGAACAAAUUGUCAAAUCUGAGCAAACGACAAAACCUGUAGAAGUUAAAUCCGUCAAACAUGAAGUCAAAAAACCUGAAACACGAGUCGAAGUAAGCCAACAGUCAGUUGCACCGCCACGACCAGAAUUCUACUUUCUACAAUCGAUACUCACGGAUUCCAAUGAAAAUUUACCAACUGUGGCAGAAAAAGUAGAUGUAACAUCAACAACUGAAACAAAGAAAACAACUGAAAAAUCUUCCACUGAAACGAAUCAAAAAUUGAAAAAAACGAACGGAUUGCAAACAAUCGAAAACAAGACAGUCCCACCAAUGCCAACUAAUCGUCAUGAACAAGUAUCUGUCACUCGUCGUACUGUAAUGGCUGAACCUCGUCAAACGUCGGCAACUCCGUCUACUAUUGUCAAGUCAAACGAAGCUACAGCAGGAGAGUUACUAAGAGAAAAUAUAUAUGAUGACCAUAAUAAUGCUGCUGAUCGGCGAAUAAAAAUGAGAAAGAACAGAAUAUCCUCAUCGAAACUAGCCUCAAACGCUUUUUACGAUGAUUAUGAUGAUUAUGAAUAA
Molecule: messenger RNA, 1518 nt
Organism: Adineta ricciae
Lineage: Eukaryota; Metazoa; Rotifera; Eurotatoria; Adinetida; Adinetidae
Source: the annotation of a GenBank genome assembly